CUUCAUCUUUUGCUUGGUCUAUUGUGCUCAAGUGAAAGUUUAUCAGAGAUGAAAAUAUUCAGUGGAUGGCAACGUUUUGUUUUUGGUCUUCCCUUGUUCUUCCUCUUUGCUCAUCUGGUUUUUGGUUGUCAUGCAAUUACACAAAAACUCAAAAAUGGAAGAACGGCACAAACAACUAAACAAGAAAUUUGAUCAUCUAGUUCUUGGGCAUAUGGCUGGACAAGGCUUGUCAAAUCGUUUGCAAUGCCAAGAAUGGAAAAAGUCGAAAUUAUCUAUCGUGCUGAUUAAGAAUGUUCAAUGUUGAGAGUAAGAAGCGAGCUGCCAAAGUAGGUCAAAACAUAUGAGUCAACUUGGCCCACCAAGAGUGUAGGCCGACCGGGAUGGACAAUAAAAAAAUCAAGCUUUCGUAGUACUUGAAUAUAUGAGAUGAAGAAAAACAGUGUAUAUUUCACUUACCUUUUUACACUUUUACUUAUGUAUUUAUAGGAUACAAGGAAGGGGCAAGGAACUUGCCUAAAACCCUAACCUUAAAGUUGGGUUCUCAUACAUAAAAAUAAUAAAUAAAAAACAUUACAUUUCAACACUCCUCUACAAGAUGGAACAUGUGGAUUAUAUGCACAAAGCUUGGAACAGAUAAAUUGAAUUUUAGGCUCCUUUAGAAAUUUAGUCAAAAUAUUUGCAAGUUGUUUGUUAGAGCUGAUAAACUCAGUAAUAUGAUCCUUCUUUCUAACAAAAUGAUAGUCAAUUUCUAUAUAUUUUGUUUUUUCAUGAAACACCGGAUUAGAGGCAAUAUGAAGAGCUGUUUGGUUGUCGCAAUACAACUUCAUCUACUCAUUUUCACAAAAAAUCAACUCUUGAAAGAGUUGUUUAAUCCACACAAGUUCACAUGUAGCUAGGACCAUAGAUUGAUAUUCAACUAUACUACAUCGAGCAACAACACUUUGUUUUUUACUUUUUCAAGAUACAAGGUUCCAAGGAAUAAACAUUUCUUGUGGUAGAUCUUCUGUCAAUUGGACAACCAGCCCAAUUUGCAUCACUAUAUCCUAUAACUUGAGUGCUUCCCUUUAUAAAAUAAUCCUUGUCUUGGGCUCCCUUUUACAUAUUUGAAAAUGCAAAUCACAUCAUUCUAGUGACCAAUGUGCAGAUUUUGCAUAAAUUGAUUAAACUCCUAUUGGAUAUGAAAGUUCAGGUCUUGUUAUAGUAAGAUUAUGAAUUUUCCAACCAACCUUCUAUAUCUUCAUGGGACUGAGAAAAGUUCACCUUUGGUCUCAUUAACUUUUGAUUUGAGUCUAUAGGACUAUGAAUGGUAUUGCAAUUUGUCAGGCUCGUCUCCUUCCAAAUAUUAAGAGAAUAUUUUCUUUGUGAAAUGAUGACACCUUUUGAUUGUGCCACUUUGAUACCAAGAAAAUAUUUUAGAUGACCCAUAUCUUUGGUCUGAAAGUGGUUGAAUAAAUGCUUCUUUAAUGAAGCAAUUCUAGUGAAAUCAUUUACACACUUGUAAAGAGAAGUAUGACGAUAAAAAAAAAGAAUCAUCUAGCUUAAUCCGUUUCAAUCCAAAAAUCUAAACAACACGACUCAAUUUACCAAACCAAGCUUUAAGUGAUUGCUUCAAGCCAUAGAGUGAAUGAUGUAGUUUACAAAGCAACUCAGACUCCUUUGAGCAACAAACCUAGGAGGUUGCUCUAUAUAUAUCUCCUCUUCUAGAUCAUCAUGAAGAAAGACAUUUUUAAUAUCCAACUAGUAAAGAGGCCAUUGGUGAAUUGCAUUUGUAGCAAGGAAAAGAUGAACAAUUUGAUUUUAGCCACAUGAGAAAAAGUAUCACAGGAGUUGAGGCCAUAAACCGAAGUGUAUCCCUUAAUGACUAGAUGAGCUUUGAGACUAUCUACAUCACUGGUAGCAUUGACCUUACUAGCAUAGACCCAUUUACAACCCACAAACUUCUUACCAAUAGGAGGAUGCAUAAGUUCCAAAGUACUAUUGUGUUCAAUUGCAUGCAUUUCAUCAAUCACGGCUUGUUGUCAUCUAGGAUGAUCAAGUGCUGCAUGAACAUUGUUAGGAACAAUAAUGGUAGACAAGGAGGAAAUAAAAGAAUUAUGAAGGAGACCUACGAUGGCAAGAAAAAGAUUAUAAACAGGAUAUGGAUUACGAGUAGAUCAAAUAUCUUUCUAAAGAGCAAUAAGCCAAGCAUGAUCAAAGUCAAGAGAAGGCAAGGAGGAUCUGAGUCACGAGGUUCUUCAGGCAAGGAUGGAGUUAUUUGUGUUUGACUUUGAUAUGUGAGAAGAGGUGGUGGAACAAUGUGAUCUGGAUUUCAAGUUUGAGUUUGAGAAAUGUCAUCUAUAUUUUGAGUUUGAGGUAUGAGAAGUAAGAGUAAUCAAUGGAUCACAAGAUGGUAGAGGAAGGACCUGUUGAAUAGAUGAACAAUGUUCCAUGGAGAACAAGAAAAAAGGUGUAUCCUCAAAGAAUGUGAUAUCAACAAACAUAUAAUACCUUUUGGUUGGGGAAGAAUAACAUUUAUACCCUUUCUAAAGACCAAAAACACACACUUAAUAGCCUUUGCAGAAAGCUUGUCAAGACUUGAAAAGACAUUUUGAACAAAACAAUUUAAAUUUAUGAAGGAGAUAAAGAAACUUUGCCAAUUCCUUGAGAUGCCACUUUGGAUCCAUUGGCAGCAAUAAAAAAACGAGAAUUUUUUGGAGAGGAAAUGGAGAAUGAAGAAAUGUUACAAGUCAUGGUUUGAGGCAUCUGAAUCAAAAAUCCGUGGACUAUGACCUUCCACAAAUUGAUAGAUGCAUGUCGUUGACACAUUUGGCAUUGAAGAGGAUUGGCCAAGAUUUGUAGAUUUUCUAGACUUGCACCUAAAAAAUUAUUAGUACUUUUCAUCAAAGAUUCUAGAUUUUGAAUUAUCAGAUUUAGACACAUGAGCUGCUUUAUAUGAAAAACCAUGCAAGGAAUAAAUUUUUUCUUGGGUAUGACCCAUUUAUAAUAUGAGCAUUGAGGACAACAUCUUGACCAUCGUGUACUCCUUGAUUGCUACGACCUCGUCCUUUCCCUUAUGGUGCUAUCAUUACUAAUAUUUCAAUAACAUCAAUUGAAUUUUCAUCUUUUAAUAAUUAGGCACUUGAAGUCUAGUCACUAAGCUAUCAAUUGAAGGGAUUUGAUCACUAGCUAAACUUUGGUCAUGUACAUGAUUAAAACCCAAGUAUAGGCUUCUCAUAAUUAGCACCAUAUAUAGCUUAUCAUGUGUUUUUGUUGAUAGCCUCUAAAGAAUCAACUAGCAAAAAUCUCUUCAAUUCUUCUGUUGUAGCCUGAGCCUUUCUUAUAUGAGAGACAGUAUCGUGAUUGGUUUAUAUGAGAGAGGCUACUCUUUGAGUUGCAUUGAAGAGACAUUGAAUGUCAUAAGCAAAAAUGUCUUACACCCUUUUCUAAAAGGAAGAGCAUGACUUAUACGGUCUCAAAAUUUCUAAAGACAUUAUGUUCAACUAAUUGCCGUAAAACAAUAGAUAACUUGAAAUCUAGUUUCUGCCACUAAGAUUUGACUUCAUCUAAAUCAGUAGAGGCAUCCUUCUCUAAAUGAUCAUGGUAUCCUUGACCUUGGAACCAUAACUCCACAGGAGUGGACUAGGAUAUAUCUCGUGCAUGAGAUUAGAUUUUGAUGGGUGGUCCUUUAGUGUUGUGAUAGAUGGUGGAACAAUAGAUUCAAAAAACAACAAACUUCGUUAGGAUAGACUCUAAUCCAUAACUUUGAUUGAUACCAUGUUGAGAAUGAGACUUUAGACCUAACUCAACCUUACAAAAUCGACUUGUAAAGUGAGGUUUGUAAAGUCUUAUCUCUAGUCAAUGUCGGACUUUCAAUAUUAUCACUGGAAUAGAGGACAAGGAAAAAAACAAGUCCAAGAGGCUUUGACAAGAUGAACGACGAUGGUUUGGUGUGAUACCGACACUGGGAAGAUGGUGAGUGGGAGACACAUUUUUGAAGAUGGCCAACAAAAGACUGUGUGGAUGUGUGUUUGGCCGUUUCUUUGGCUUGGAGUUGAGUUGCACUUUCCUGGGUGCACCUAACCUUGACUUUGCUCGAAGAGAUAUGGUGACGAUGGCGAAUGACAACAGUAGAUGGCAAGGACAUAAGUCACAAUGGAAGAUGGCAGCAUAGAUGACAAUCAGACAAGGGAGAUGAUCAUGGCUCUUGAUACCAACUUGAAUAAAUGAAAUUAAGAAAAACAAUAUAUAUUUCUUUUACAUUGUUACACUUUUAUUGAUGUAUAGGAUACAAAGAAAGGGCAAUGCACUUCCUAAAACCCUAACCCUAAAGUUGGGUUUUCAUACAUGAAAAAUAAUAAAUAAGAAACAUUACAUUUCAACAGUAAUAUGUAGUCUCUAUUACCGAACUGUUAAGUAAGUAUAAAUGUGUGUGUGUGUGUGUGUCAAAAGUGAAGGCUGCAUUUAUAUAUGUAUUGGAGGUUUUGUAUUUCCUUGAAAUUUUCACGUCCUGUUUUUUCCCAUUUGAUUUAAAAAUUCUCAAUUCACAGGGACAAAAGCUCUUAAUAGGACCCAUUCUUCUGAAAGGAGAUCAGGUGUAGAUGGAAGUAUCACAUUUGUCACUGUCUUUACCAUUUAUAAUACUUCUCUCAAUGAUGUAGACGACAGAUCAAACACAGUGGUUGGCAAUGCUUCAUAUAAUAAGUUUGGCAGGUCCAUGGCUUUGUUGAAUGUCUUCAUUAAUUUCAUUCAGCUGGCAAUGCCCCAGAGCAAAGUGAUUAUUCUAACAGAUCCUGUGUCUGACCUCUCAGUGCAAAGAAACAGGGUCUCUCUGUAUCCUAUACAAGGUGAAUAUUCCCGAGACAAGUUGAUGCUCCAAAGGAUCAGGUCUUACAUUACCUUUUUAGAAACGAGGCUCCAGCAACUUUCUCAGAAGCCUACGGAUGUCAUCCAUUACAUCUUCACUGACUCUGAUAUAGCAGUGGUUGAUGAUUUAGGGCAAGUUUUUCGUGACCAUCCUAAUUUUCAUCUGGCUCUGACCUUUAGGAACAAUAAGGCUCAACCUUUGAAUUCGGGAUUCAUUGCAGUUAAGGGUACCCAGGAAGCAAUGUUAAGGGCAAAGCUUUUCCUACAAGAGGUCUUGAAAGUUUACAGCACGAAGUAUAGAAGUGCUUCUCGCAUGCUGGGUGAUCAGUUAGCUCUUGCUUGGGUUGUGAUGUCAAAACCUCAUUUUGAUGCCAGAAAGUUUUCCAAAGCGCUUGCUUUCUCAGAAGAUAUUGGGGGUACUUCAGUAUUGUUCUUACCUUGUUCUCUGUACAAUUGGACUCCGCCUGAGGGUGCUGGUCAAUUUCAUGGCUUGCCAUUGGAUGUUAAGGUUGUUCAUUUUAAAGGAUCAAGAAAACGUCUAAUGCUCGAAUCUUGGAAUUUUUAUUCCUCGUAUCGUGAUAUUUCCGACAUGUUAUGUCUCAUUUUGGGAAGUGGAAGAACCAAAUAUGAUUUUUGAAUAUAGAAAUCCAGAAAGGUUGACAUCAUAUGCGGCAACUUGUAACAUUAACGUCACCAAAUUUAGUGCUGAAAAUUCAGCUAUUACCCUCUUUGUGAUCGGCUAUCUGACAGCAACAAAGGACAUGAAUUGGUCCUUAAAUGAAUUGAUUUAUUGAUUCUUCUACUUGGGAAAGUUCUCAUGGGAAGGGGCACUUUUCUCUAUGAACAUAUCAAGAGCAUGUGGAGUGUGAUAUUAUUUCGAAAUGGUACAAUGGAAUGUUCAUUCUUGUGAAGUCUGAAAAGAUAUUUAAAAAGUCUGGAUUGCUUCCAAUGACAGCUGGUUGGAUUUGAUUGACCUAUAGUUAUAGUCCAGUUAACGAAGUUAAACAACCCAUUGACAUGGGUGGAAUGACAAUGAAUGACGCUUGUUUCCAUAAGCUUGUGAAAUUUCAAGUGUUAGGGCAAGUGAAAAAUUAGUAUAUUUUAGUGACAACAUAGUGUUAUAAUUAUUGUUUUUCAUUUCUUUUGACAGAUAAUCAAUCAACUUCCAUUAUACAUUCAUCUUGUUAUA
This is a messenger RNA of Vigna radiata var. radiata (mung bean), 6031 nucleotides long. RefSeq names its product protein ROOT PRIMORDIUM DEFECTIVE 1. The transcript has 7 exons. The coding region runs from base 4694 to 5479 and encodes 261 amino acids. Lineage: Eukaryota; Viridiplantae; Streptophyta; Magnoliopsida; Fabales; Fabaceae. Gene Ontology annotation, molecular function: RNA binding. The record is from RefSeq and is a predicted model, not a curated record.